Schistosoma margrebowiei is the source of this 2097-nucleotide messenger RNA. The record is from the annotation of a GenBank genome assembly. Lineage: Eukaryota; Metazoa; Platyhelminthes; Trematoda; Strigeidida; Schistosomatidae.
CACAUUUUGUCUUGGGAAGAUAAAAAGGAAUGCCAUGGAAGAAUAAGAAUGUGAAUAGUACAACACUUAAAAAAAGCACAUCAGAAUGAUUACUCAAGUAAAUAGAAAAUAAAAUACACAAAACAAUGCCAGAUUACUGUAAUGAGGAGAAUUUAAAACAAACAGAAAGUGUUACUAUGCAUGAAGUCAAUAAACUUUAUCCUAAUGAUCCAGGACUAGAUGUCGCUUCACUUAAAAUCAUUGAGUUAUCUAAAAAAAUUAGAGAAUUGAAUGCUUCACUUGUAAGUGAACGAAACAAAAGUAAUAACUUGUAUCAAAUAGUCAGAAAGUUAGAAACUGAAUCGAUUAACUCAUCAAACAAAAAUGUUCUAUGCAGUUUAUGUAAACAGAACAGCAUCACAACGAACGAAAACAUCGAGAACAUAUCAGACGAUGCAGAACAAGAGAAGAAGAAGAAGAAUAAAUUAAAAAAACUAGAAUCUAUUGUUAUGGAAUUACGUCAAAAAAUUCAAACCUUAAAUCAUGAUUUAUUAUUAGCUAAAAAAGUAAUCGAAUCAGAAACUGGUGAACUAAUACCAAAUUUAAAUAGUUGGUUAACAAAUUUAAAACUAAAACCCGAUGGAACAUAUGGAAAUUGGCGUGGUCGACAACAACAAAUUAUUGCAUUAAAAAAUCGUAUUACAAAAUUACAAUCACAACUUACUUUAAAAAGUUCUUCACGCAUAGAAGAUGUAAUUUCUAAAGAGAAUAUAGAAAAUGAAACAUUUUCUGGUGCAACAUUAUUGGAUAUUCAUUCUUUUCAAGAUAAUGAUGAUAAUAUGACUUCUAAAACAUCUAAACUAGAUCCGAUCAUUGAACAAAAUGAUCAUAGAACAACUAACAUUAUUCAAUUACAAAAUGAUAAGAAACAAUUAGAAGAAGAGAUUGAUUUCACUAAAAAAAAUUUACAAAAAAUCAAAUUACAUCAUCAUCAUUUAUUACAAGAACAAAAAGAAUUAAAACAACAAAUUUUAUUUUUAAUAAAUAAAAGUAAACAUGAUAAUGAAUUAAUUGAAUCAUUAAUUCAACAUAGAAAUAAUUUACAAAAUGAACUCAAUAAAAUAAAUCAAAUGAAUCAAGAAAAAACGAAUGAAAUAGAAAAAUUAAAUGAAGAACAAUUGAAUUUUAAACAAAUAAAAGAUGUAGAAAUUAAAAAAUUAGAAGAAAUCAUUAUGGAGAAAAACCAUUUAAUUGAUAAUAUGAAUGAACGUCUUUCUACAACUAAUCAAAUACAUUUGAAUAUAUCAGAACAUGAAAUCAUAAAUGAAACAAAUAAUGAAAUACAAUCGAAUUUAAUGAAUUCAUCCCAUUAUGAUUUGGAUUAUAUUAAAAAUUAUAAAAUUGAACGUGAUGGAUUAAUAAAAUUAAUAGAAACUAUGGAAUGUAGAAUUGAAGAACUUAUCAAUGAAAAAAUGAAACUUGAAAUGAAAAAUGCUGAAUUAACAAGAAAAACUCUUGUAAAACCAAAUGUAAAAAAUCAAUUUCUUUUAAUCAAUGAAAAAUCAAUAAAAUCCGAUGAUAACCAUAGUAACAAUAAUAAUAAUAAUAAUGACAAUAAUAAUGGUAAUAAUGAUAAUAAUAAUAAUGAACAAUUAUUUCAUAAUCUCAUCAAUGAUAAUUAUAUUAAAAAUUUAAUUCAAAAAUGUUCAUUAUCAUCACAUUCUAUGAAAAUUAUAAUUAAAUGUAUAAAACAAUAUCAAACUAUAUUAAUACAAUAUUAUAAUGAAAUAAUAAAUUUAAAAAAUAAUAUAAAAUUAAUAUUAGAUUAUCAUAAAGAUGAUUUUAAAUUAAUGAUGAAUAUUAUUGAUGAAUUAAAACAACAGCCAACACCAACACAGCAACAACAACCACCGCCACCAACACCAGAACAACAACCACCACCACAACAACAAUAAAGAAAUAUACAUUGAAAAGAAAAAAAUAGUACUUUUAUUGAUUUAUUUUUGUUGGUAUAAGAUAGAAUUCUCAGUACAUAGUUGUUAUAUUUUGUGGGCUGUGAUUCCUGUUAAUGUAUCAUGUGAUGAUACCGCCAAUUAGAAAGCAGUGACUUAUCGAUUG